AUGGCAGUCCCUUUCCCUGAAAGUCCCUUCCUGUCCGGCUUCGAGGCACCAUGCCGUUACGAAGGACAGGUGCGCGACCUCGUGGUCCAUGGAGAAAUUCCAAAGUCAAUCAGCGGGACCUUCUUUCGCGUCAUGCCAGACCCGUUUCUAUCUCCAGCAUACUACAAAAACGGUUCACACUUCAUCCCCUUUGACGGGGAUGGCAACGUGUCAGCCUUCCGCAUCCAUAAUGGUCACGUUGAUUAUCAGCAGUCAUAUGUGCAGACAGAACGCCUCCAGAUGGAACGUGCUGCUCGAACAUGUUUAUGGGGCGUAUACCGCAACCCUUUCACCAACCAUCCUUGCGCCAAGGCAGCCAUCGAGAGCACGGCCAACACAAAUGUUGUUUACUUCAACGGCCAGCUCCUUGCCCUGAAGGAGAGCUCUCUUCCAUACGCUAUGGAUCCGAACAGUUUAGCAACGAAGGGCUAUUAUGAUUUCGAGGGCCAAGUCAAAUCUAGAAGCUUCACGGCACACCCCAAGCUGGACCCGAAGACCGGCGAAUUAGUCUGCUGGGGUUAUGAAGCGAAAGGCAACGCUACUACUGAUUGCUGCUACUUUGCUCUUGGGUCCGAUGGCAAGAAGACCGAGGAGUGCUGGUUCAAUGCUCCCUACUGCGGCUUUAUCCACGACGCCGCCAUUACAGACGACUACUUGAUUCUCAUGCAAAUUCCCAUGGUGUGUGAGAUGGAGAGACUAGAAGCACAUGAGACGCAUUGGAUCUACGACUACAACCUUCCCAUGGUCUUCGGUGUCAUCCCCCGUCGAGGCGCUGAUCCUAAAAAGGUCCACUGGUUCAAGUGGAAAAACGCUUUCGGCACACAUACUGCCAAUGCCACGCAGGUUACUGGUCCCAAUGGCGAUGUGUCUAUUAGGCUCGAUACAGUUCUCUGCUACGGAAAUGCCUUGGGCUUCUUCCCUUCGCGGAACCAACCGACUGACUUCAACCCGGAAAAUAUCAAGGUCAGCCUCGCCCGUUUUACCAUCGCGGUAUCUGCUCCCGAAUCAUCAGAGCUGCCCCAAUUGGCCGACCCUACCGUAAUCUUUGACCAGCUUUGCGAGUUUCCUCGCAUUGACGACCGCUUUGUGUCGACAGACGUUAAGUGGGUCUACUGCGCUACCAUGAUCCCCGACUUAGAGAUGGAAGCGAAUGCAAAGUCGCUUGUUGGUAUGGCCGGUCUCAACGGGCUGGCCAAGGUUGAUACCAAGACUGGGAAGGCAGAGCUUUGCAGUGUGGGCUCAAGCAGUCUCGUGCAGGAGCCUGUGUUUAUUCCCAGAAGCAAAGACGCAGAGGAGGGCGACGGUUAUCUGGUUGGUCUGGUCAACAGGAUGGACAAGAUGGUCAGUGAUUUGGUAGUGGUUGACACGGCCAAGUUCUCUGACGGACCCGUUGCCGUAGUGAAUUUACCUCUCAGGUUGCGUCAGGGUUUACAUGGCAACUGGGUUGAUGCGAGUGAACUUCCGGUGAAGGACUUGAUGGGAUUCAAGUAA
This is a messenger RNA of Colletotrichum spaethianum, 1530 nucleotides long. RefSeq names its product lignostilbene-alpha,beta-dioxygenase isozyme III. The coding region runs from base 1 to 1530 and encodes 509 amino acids. Gene Ontology annotation, molecular function: carotenoid dioxygenase activity. Gene Ontology annotation, biological process: carotene catabolic process. NCBI's taxonomy places the organism in Eukaryota, Fungi, Ascomycota, Sordariomycetes, Glomerellales, Glomerellaceae. The transcript has a single exon. The record is from RefSeq and is a predicted model, not a curated record.